AUGUUCGUGAUUUGUGCUAAGAAAAAGGCUAAAGAUGCUGCUGCUACUGCUGCUGCUGCUGUCGUCGUUGUUGUUGUUGCCGGCGCUGCUUCUGGUGGCACUGCUACAGUGGCCGCGGUGUUGCCAAUCUGUGAAAAGGCAUGUAAAUUCCAAUUAACCAAAUAA
Molecule: messenger RNA, 165 nt
Organism: Hydatigera taeniaeformis
Lineage: Eukaryota; Metazoa; Platyhelminthes; Cestoda; Cyclophyllidea; Taeniidae
Source: the annotation of a GenBank genome assembly